AUGAAAUACUUCAAAGUAAUCCUGACCAUAAGUCUGAGUGCUUUCUGCCUGGUGGGAGAGCUUGAGGGCCAUGGUAUGAUGUUGGAUCCCGUGGGAAGAUCUUCGCGAUGGCGCUACGACUCUUCUGCUCCCAAAAAUUACGAAGAUAACGGAUUGUAUUGCGGUGGCUUUUGGAAACAAACCGAAAAUGGAGGACGCUGUGGUCUCUGCGGCGAUGAUUGGAGUCUGGAACAGCCGCGACCCAACGAACUGGGUGGCAAAUACGGCAGUGGCAUCAUUGUGAGGACCUUUGCGGGCCUAAGCGAGGCUGAAAUUAACGUAAAGAUCACGGCCAAUCACUUGGGCUACUUUAGCUUCCACAUCUGUAACCUGGAUGAAAAUGGCAGCGAAUCGGAGGAGUGCUUCAACAAGAUUCCGCUGAAGUUUUCCGAUGGAAAUCUCAAGUACAACAUCAACACCCGGACGGGGGAUAUUCCGGUGACUCUUCAGCUUCCCAGUGAUCUGAACUGCGGCCACUGUGUCCUCCGCUGGACCUACACGGCGGGCAACAACUGGGGCGUGUGUGAGGAUGGCACGGGAGCCAUGGGCUGUGGAGCUCAGGAGAAUUUUGUGAAUUGCGCUGACAUUAGUGUCCUGUCUUCGGCCAGAAAUCUGAUCCAUGAGGUUCCAGUGGAAGUGGUUGAGGUAUAA
Molecule: messenger RNA, 690 nt
Organism: Drosophila persimilis
Lineage: Eukaryota; Metazoa; Arthropoda; Insecta; Diptera; Drosophilidae
Exons: 2
Coding region: 1-690 (229 amino acids)
Source: RefSeq, a predicted model, not a curated record